AUGUCAUUUCCAGGGCGACAUCCAACUCAACACCAACAAUUGCCACAAGAUCAAAUCUAUGCUCAGAAAAUAAGUGAAUCAUGUAUACUCAAAUCGAUAUUUAGUUUAGCAGGAGGAUUUGUGUUAGGAGGAGUGUUCGGAAUGUUUAUGUCAUCGUUUGAAAUGUCGUCCGCAGAUCCAGCAGUACUUGAAAAACCGAUGCGACAACAACUAAAACACACGGCAAAAGAUAUGGCAAACAAAUCAUUCUCAAUGGCGAAAAAUUUUGCGGUUGUUGGGGCAAUUUUCUCUGGUACUGAGUGCAUAAUAGAAGGGUAUCGAGCUAAAAAUGAUAUGUAUAACGGUGUUGGUGCUGGGUGUGUUACUGGGGCUAUACUGGCCGCUAGAGCUGGACCUCAAGCGACUGCUAUUGGAUGUGCAGGAUUUGCUGCAUUUUCAACGGCAAUAGAUUGGAUACUGCCAGUCUUAUUCUUGGCAGCAUUUUACGCGAUUGGCACACUACCACCAUUUCAUCGACGAUUCUCGCUCAAUGAUUCCUCAAUUCAAUAUCCCUAUACUGAGCACGAACGGGUGCCUAUGUGGGCAUUACUCACGAUUUCUGCUAUCGUACCGUUCGUAAUAAUGACCGUCAUAUCGUUAGCAAUCAAAAGAAGUUAUCUUGAUUGGCAUAACGCGACUUUGGUUGGUAGACCACGCCCAGAUUUCAUUGCUCGUUGUCAACCAAUAGCCAAUGCAACUGACAAAUUACCAUAUGGUCUAAGCAGCUCGGAUAUUUGUACAUGGACAGAUGCAAAAAUUGAAAGCGAUGCAUUUAAAAGUUUUCCUUCAGGACAUACGUCAACUGCAUUCGCAGGAAUGUCAUUUCUAUCGUUCUACCUCGCCGGAAAACUACGAAUAUGCGAUAGCCAAGGUCACACAUACAAAUCAUUUAUCAUCGUCGCACCAUACGUGUUUGCAUCACUUGUGGGAAUCUCACGCACGAAUGACUAUCGACAUCACUGGGAAGACGUAGCUUUUGGCGGUCUACUCGGAAUAAUAUUUGCCGCGUUUUGUUAUCUGCAAUAUUAUCCUCUGCCGUGGUAUGAGACUUCACAAAUGCCCUUUAGUCAUCGUUUCUAUCAGCCAGAUGAUUUGGAGGCUGGGUUGGUUGGUGACGAUGAUAGGAGUG
Molecule: messenger RNA, 1168 nt
Organism: Ambispora leptoticha
Lineage: Eukaryota; Fungi; Glomeromycota; Glomeromycetes; Archaeosporales; Ambisporaceae
Source: the annotation of a GenBank genome assembly